CGGGCAGCCGGCCGGUGGUCGGGGUCCUCAGAGGACUGGUGUGUUUGCCGUUGCUCGGCAGUAGAUCUUCUCCACUCAUCCAACGUCUUUUCUUGGUUUAUUUCCUCUCAUUCAAGAUGUCAACGCCGUUCGAGAAGCCGCAGAUAAUCUCCCACAUCCAAAAAAGCCUCAACUACACCAUAUUCGACUGCAAGUGGAUCCCGUGCAGCGCGAAGUUGGUCUGUCUGGGGAACCUGGCCCGGGGGACAGGGGUCCUGCAGAUCUACGAGGUCCAGGGGGGAGAGCUGAAGCUGAAUCGAGAGAUAGAGAAGGCCAAGCCGUUCAAGUGUGGUACGUUUGGGGCGACCUCCCUCCAGCAGAGACACCUCGCAACCGGGGACUUCGACGGAAACCUGCACAUAUGGGACCUGGAGGCGGCCACGGAGCCGCUCUACUCGGUGAAGGCCCACAAGGAGAUAGUCAACAGCUUAGACGGGGUGGGGGGCCUGGGGGUCGGCGACGGGGCCCCGGAGAUCGUCACCGGGAGCCGGGACGGGACAGUGAAGGUGUGGGACCCCCGUCAGAAGGACACCCCGGUGGCCAACAUGGAGCCAGGGGCAGGCGAGGCCAAGAGGGAUUGCUGGACCGUAGCCUUCGGCCACGCCUUCAACCAGCAGGACCGCUGCGUGUGCGCCGGCUACGACAACGGAGACAUCAAGCUGUUCGACUUGCGGAACAUGGCCGUCCGCUGGGAGACCAACAUCAAGAACGGGGUCUGCUGCGUGGAGUUUGACCGAAAGGACAUCAACAUGAACAAGCUGGUGGCCACGUCCCUGGAGGGCACCUUCCACGUGUUCGACAUGCGCACCCAGCACCCCACCAAGGGGUUUGCCUCCGUCUCCGAGAAGGGCCACAAGUCCACCAUCUGGCAGGUCAGACAUCUGCCGCAGAACAGAGACGUGUUCAUGACCGCCGGCGGGGCGGGGAACCUGCACCUCUGGAAAUACGACUACCCCGCCCAGCGGAGCGGGGAGGACUCGGAGGGCGGGGCCGUGGGCGUGGCCGGGACGGUCAACCUGCUGCAGAACGUCACUCUGUCCACGCAGCCAAUCGCCAGCCUGGACUGGAGCCCUGACAAGCAGGGGCUGUGCGUGUGCUCAGCCUUCGACCAAUCGGUGCGGGUGCUCAUCGUCACCAAGCUCAACCGAGUGUAAACAACAGCAACGACAACAAAAUCAACAACAACAACCAAAGAAAAAUACUAUUUAUCCCGACGAAUCACAGACGAGCGUCCGCUACACCUGGUGUGACCUGGCUGAUCACGUCACGUUCUGAUGACGUCAUCAAUUUUUCUCUUUGUCUUCUGGAAUCAGUUCAAAGGUCUCCUUUUUGAUUGGCUCAAAUGGGCGCUGGGCAGCCGAUGUCACCUGCUGCGUGACAUCACCUGGUACUCAGUUCAGCCAAUCAGAAACACUGAUGCUAACGACCACGUUGUGGCGUCGGAUACGGCGACGAGUCUCUGAUUGGUGAGUGAAGAGUGUUUCUGAUUGGUGAGUGAAGAGUGUCUCUUAUUGGUGAGUGAAGAGUGUCUCUGAUUGGUGAGUGAAGAGUGUCUCUGAUUUGUGAGUGAAAAGUGUCUGAUUGGUGAGUGAAGAGUGUCUCUGGUGAGUGAAGAGUGUCUCUGAUUGGUGAGUGAAGAGUGUCUCUGAUUGGUGAGUUAAGAGUGUCUGAUUGGUGAGUGAAGAGUGUCUCUGACUGGUGAGUGAAGAGUGUCUCUGACUGGUGAGUGAAGAGUGUCUCUGACUGGUGAGUGAAGAGUGUCUCUGAUUGGUGAGUGAAGAGUGUCUCUGAUUGGUGAGUGUUUUUGGGGCCAAAUGGGCGGAGCUCCCCUCUGCCCGGGGGUCCAAGCGGUCCGGACGAGGUCCGCUCCGAGGAGGGGUCUGACCCCUGCGGGUGAGGGUCUGUGGUCUGCUGGACGCUGCUGCUCUGAGCUCUGAUGUCUUCUGCCUCCUUUUGUUUACCAUUAAACGUCUCGUUUUACAGACCGUGAA
Messenger RNA from Gadus morhua (Atlantic cod), 2030 nucleotides. RefSeq names its product dynein axonemal assembly factor 10 (gene dnaaf10). Gene Ontology annotation, molecular function: protein binding. The record is from RefSeq and is a predicted model, not a curated record. The coding region runs from base 117 to 1193 and encodes 358 amino acids. Lineage: Eukaryota; Metazoa; Chordata; Actinopteri; Gadiformes; Gadidae. The transcript is spliced from 8 exons.